Messenger RNA from Rhinopithecus roxellana (golden snub-nosed monkey), 3107 nucleotides. RefSeq lists its product as uncharacterized. The coding region runs from base 153 to 836 and encodes 227 amino acids. The record is from RefSeq and is a predicted model, not a curated record. NCBI's taxonomy places the organism in Eukaryota, Metazoa, Chordata, Mammalia, Primates, Cercopithecidae. The transcript has 3 exons.
GCGUAGCGCCUCCGCUGAGGGGCCCGGCGGGAACAAACCGCCGCCGCGGCGGGAGCUGGGCUGGAGUGGCCGGAGAUGGGCCCUUGUCUUCGCCGCUGCUCCAGCACCCUGCGCUCCCUGGAGCCGCCGCCUUCAGAACGCUCAGCCCCUGGAUGUUAAGGUUCAGUCGGGCGCCAGCCGCAGCCAGGGAAGUGGCGGCGGUCCCCACCCGUCCUCUUCCCAAAGCGGCGCCCGGGCCACUGGGGCCGAAGCGCAGUGGGAGCGCGAGCCUGAGACUCCGGGACCCACGCUGCCCCAGGGCGGCCUGCCGGCGCCCACCGGAGCUCGCACGACUUCCGGCCCGAGAGGAGACGCAUUCGAGUGAUCACCAGGAGCAAACUUGGCGCCCGCAGCCUUGGGCCUGGGAGAGUUGCCCUGAGGACUGGACACCCCCUACCUUCCUGGAUUCCAGGGUUCUGGGCCCCACCGACAGGCGGCAGGACCCCCUCUACCCCCCGCCCGACACCCCGUCAGUGAACCCUGACCUCGACCAAGUGUUGCCUUCAUCUCUCAAAAGUCUUGUGCAACCUGUUCGGCGUCUUGCAGCAGUGCUUGCGAACCCGCGUGAGUCCGUCGCUCCCUCCGCGAAAACCUCGACCCUUUUCCGGAAGCCUUGGGCUCCAGCACCGAUGCCUGCUGCAGCCGCCAAAGAGCGGAAAGCCCCAGACUCUGCGGGUCUUGGUUACAGCGUCUCUGGUCGUGCCCGGUCUCCUUCUGCAUCUGUUCCACUGCCCGGCCAUCGCCCUAGUGCAGCCCAGAACAAUUGGGAGGAAGCGUUGGCGGGCUGCGGGGGAUGACUGUUGGGUUUUUCCACUAGUAUUGAGUGGUUUUUGCGAAGAAUACGUUGCUGUCAGUGGUGUCCGGGUCGUCUCUCCCUCUCUUCCUUUUGGUCCCCAUAAAUGAGCUGUUCUCGGCUAUGGGAAAGAAAAGCCUUCCAGCGAUUAUACGGAUCUAAUUAAGUCAAUCAGGAAACUGCUGGAGAGCGGCACUAGCUUAAAGCGGAAUUUGUCCGGAGGCACAGCUGAACGAUUGCACGCGGCCUUUUUCAGCGGUUCGAACUCGGCCAGCGCCGCUGCAAACGGAAGCCUGAGCUGGGCUAGGGGAACUACGCCUGCAGACUUCUCUAAUUUUAUUCACAAAACUGGCCACCCUCGGGGAAAGCGGCAAAGCCCGCGUGAGCCUCCUCCUUCCCACUCCGGACCUAGCUGCAGCUCCAAAGCGAGACAGCUGUCUAGCCUCAGCCGGUAUAUCUCCCGGCCCCCUUCUCCACCCGGAUCUUUGGCUGCUCAGGAGCGAUCAGUUCCCUUAGCCCAGGUGGGAGGCGGGAGACUCCAGAUCCUGUGACUUGCCGGGGUAGACCUCAGACAUGUUACCCAUGCACAGAAAUGACUGGGGCUCCAGUGUGUGCACCUUCAACUCUGAAGCCCACCUGCCCACUUCAGGUGCUGGCUCAGUGACAGGUGCCUCCGCCGUAACCCCCACACGUCUGCUGGGCAAAGUUUGAAAUUAUGAAUUUCCAUCUUCUCUUUCCACUACUCCUGGCCACUGUCCCCUCCCAGCCCCAUCUCCCCACCCCCCAACCCUGGACUAUGUGGUAGGGGGCUCGCUUAAGCACUCUGCACUCGAGUACUGCCAGUACUGUGAGUACUGCGCGUGGAGACCAAGGCGAGCUGCGGAGCCUGUCGGCUGUUUGUGGGAAGAGGGUUGCGACCUCAGGAGAGAGCAAAAACAGCGUCACUUAAAACCCGCCGGUCCCGAAGAUCCACAGAGUUCACGGAGUGGUAGGGAAGGCUCCACACUCUUGAGAGCAGAGGCGGCCAGGGGCAGUGGGGGACGCUUCCAGGUAUGUGGAACGGAGAACCUCAGGUCUAAGUGUGCUCUUGUGGGUUCCUCGGCCCCCUGGGCCAAGCCUCUCUUUCUCUGUCCUCAUGUGUCUGUCCUCUGGGCAACAGUGGCUCUGUAUGGCGGAUUGCGACCCUGAGUAACGGGUACCUGUCUUGCAUCCUGUGUCCUGUGUCCUCCCCUCCAGACCUCACGCUUCGUGUCCAUAGAGUGGACCCAGGACUGCCUGGAAGCCUCAUCAUCCAGGCCCACGACUUCCCCCCAGAGUCUGAAGCCUUGCGACCUGGUCGGGGACGACAAACCUGCUGGGGUCAGCAGCGAGACCUUAAUGGGGAAUGAGGAUGUGCGACCGUGCGCCUGGGCUGAGUGUCUGUGACUGUAGCAUGGAAAAGGAGGAGUUCAUGCCGGGAUCGCACUGAGGGACAGCCGAGAAUACUCCAGCGGCAGCCUCCCUCCUACCAAUUACACGCUGCCUGCUGGCACAGUGGCAUCUCGGGAACCGGAUGCCCUUCCGGGGCCCUGAAUUGGGGCAGCGCAGGAGGGAUAGUGCAGAGCCAUAGCUACCUACGUGUACCACAGACGUGCACAUGCUCUCGCCUUCGCGUGUAACCCUUCUGAGUCCUAGACAGGGUAACUGGCGAGGCGUAAGUACCCUCGUGGGGGCGGAAAUAUUGUCAGGUCUCUAUAUCCUCCGGGCAGAUGCAGAGCCGUGUAAGCCUCAUAGAAGCAGAGCCAGGGGAACAGUGGGAGCUCUGGCCUCGCGGUGCGGACGCUAGUGAUGGAUUCCUGGGGAACAGCGACCUCUGGAGGAGUCUCUCAUCCACGCAGAGUCAGGAACUAGAGGAUAAGUUUUGAGACAAAGCACCCUUUCCUCACCCUACUCCCAUUCCACCCGCUUGGAAGAGUUAUCCAGAAACUUACAACCUCCGGAAUCCACUCUUUCCUUAUGUUUGCUUUUUUUUCCAACCUGACCCACGCUUCAAAUCCCUGCUCCAGUCCUGCCUCUUCCAGAAAGAAGCCUUCUGGACAACCCAGUUCCUCUUCCCCUCUUCCUGCUCUGAGCUCAUUCUCAGGCCACACUGCACAGCUGACCUGCUUCCUGUCUGCUCUUCUCCAAAAAGACCGUGAAUCCAUACCACCCACGCCUUGUGUUGCAUGCUGGGCAUGCCAUUCCCUGCCCCACCCCACCCCCCAGUGAAUAAAGACUGAAGUUAUUCAUUCCAAAA